Molecule: messenger RNA, 2961 nt
Organism: Mesorhabditis belari
Lineage: Eukaryota; Metazoa; Nematoda; Chromadorea; Rhabditida; Rhabditidae
Source: the annotation of a GenBank genome assembly
AUGUCCUCGUCCUCACCAUUCUCACCCCUACAAAACUAUGGGAAACUUCUCGAAGAUGGUAUGGUUAGACUCUUUUAUAACUAUGGUCUUCUCGUUGGCAAGUACCCAAAGCGCUUUCUCUGGGGAUCAAUCAUUUUCACAUUGAUGUGCGCUCCUGGAUUGUUGAAGUUGGAUGUGAAUCUCGAUUUGUACCGCCUCUUUGUACCCACCGAUGCCCCAGUGAGAAUCGAGUUUGAGAGGCAAAAGGAGUUCAACGCAAUCCCCUUGGGAGAUUUUAAUGAACCAGCGAAAACGAAUCGUGUGAAACGACACGUGGACAAAGAAUGGUCAUGGGAUUUGGACAAUUUUGAUUUCAAUCCGGGGACGGUGAGAAAAACCGCUAAGCGCCUACAACGAGCCCUCGAUUUCUCCGAUUUCGACAAGCUACACAAAUUGAACUUCACCACGCCAAACUCCGAGCGAUCACGGCGCGAGAUUCAACAAGAUCCGGCAAAAAGUAAAAUGAAUGCGGCCAAGAAGGAGAAGAGAGCCCAAGCACACAAUGAUCGGCGUGUCUAUGGCUUGAAACACGACAUUCUUCGGUUUUACGUGGUGCACAAGGAUUUCGACAAUUUGCUACAAUCAAAAUACUUGGGAUUGUUGUGGAAGUACACGAAUGAAAUGAUGGAGACUACGGCAGUCGACGAUGGAAUCAAAUGGGAGCUAGAGGAUUUCUGCAGAAAAGAUGCCAAGGAAACGAAAUGCAACAACAAUCUCAACGUUUGGCUGAAACACGCUGAUGUGCUCUUCAAAGAUGGAAAGAUUCGAAACAACCCAAAUCUUCAGCUAUCCUAUCCGGUCAUGUAUCUCUUCAAUCGACCAAAAGAUAUUGGAAAUGUAAUCUAUGGAGUUGAUGUGGUCGGAGAGAAAAACGAAAUCAUCGGAGCUCGAGUCUUGACCGUUCACUGGUUCAUCACAUUUCCCAAAUCACCGAAAUUCAACAAUGCUUACAUGACUUUCCGUGAAAAGUUGAACAAGUUUUGGGAGUCGAAACAAGAGGAAAGCGGUCUCACCUUUAUUCCACACAACGAACGAGCCAUGGAUGACGAGAUGUUGAAAAUCAUCUGGACAGUCGUCCCAUUUGCUCUCCCGUCAAUCCUCUUUCUCACACUUUUCGUCAUUUUCUCUAAUUGGAGUAGAAAGAAGGAGAAAAACAAGCCCGUUGAGAUGUGGAUGGGAGUAAUUGCCGUUUGUUUGGCCCUCAUUCAAACUUUUGGUAUUUUCUUCCUUUGUGGGAUCAAAUUCAACCCGGUCACCUCAACAAUGCCGUUCCUUGUUUUGGCUAUCGGUGUCGACGACGAUUUCCUGAUGAUGGGCGCUUGGAGAGAGCUAGACCCGAAGCUUUCAGUCCGUCGCCGGAUAGCUUUGGUGAUGGCCGAUGCGGGCGCCUCUAUCACUGUCACCUCGUUCACAAACUUUUUCUGCUUUGCUCUCGGUUACUUCCUUUGCUCGACGCCAGCUGUCGCCGAAUUCUGCUUAAUCACCGCUGCUGGCGUUCUCCUUGACUACAUCAUGCAGAUCACUUUCUACGCAGCAAUCAUUGCGCUUUCUGGUCAAAAUGAGAAAAAUGGAGGCCUAUCUGCGUGUUACUACAAGAACUGCCAGUGUUGCCUCGGAUGCAUCAUGGAGAAAGAUGAGGGAACAGUUGCCCGACAAGAAGAAGAGGUUCGAGAGGAUUCAAUCGACUCGGACGAAAUCGAUCCCAAUCAUCACGGAAAGUCAACAAGCAUUCCCUACAUGCACCGAUGGUUCCGUGAUGUCUAUUCGCCGUGGAUUCUCCGCGCCGAUGUCAAAAUUGUUUCAUGGCUCUUAUUUGUUGCUUAUGUAAUUGGCAGCUUGUAUGGAUGUUGUAUAUUAAAGGUUGACAUCUCUCCAGUGAAGUACAUCAGAGACAACUCGCCGAUUCAGACUUUCGUCAAACUUGCAGACAAAUACAUCUGGGCCGACAAUGUGAUGCCAUCAUUCCACGUGAUGAACCCUCCCGAUUUGCGAGACUCUGGCCAACGAGCCAAGUUCAAUGAGAUGGUCUUCCGCCUAGAGCACACAAAUUUCUCAAUUGGAAGAGUAUCCACGAAUCUCUGGAUUUGGCAAUACCAGAACUUCCUCAACGAUUUCCCCAAUCUUGACUAUUCGAAAGAUUUCUACAACAAAGAAUAUAUGAGAGAUUUCUUUAAUCAAAUGGAUUAUCAACAAUAUCGAGACAAGGUCAAAAUCCUGCCAAAUAUCAGCGCCGGUGAGCCGUGCCUGGCCGCGUUCUCUUUCCAGACCUCAUUCUACGGAUUAAACUCCUGGGAUCUGAGACAAGCCGAGCUCUUCCACUGGCGUGAUAUCAUUGCUGAAUACCCCGAGUUUGACAUGUUCUUGGCCGGGAUUUUCAGUCCUUUCCUGAUCGAUCAACGAAGAACGAUCGCUCCGUCAACAAUGCAGACUGUUGGUUGUGCCCUUUUGGUGAUGUCACUCAUUUCAUUCUUUUUCUUGCCAGAUGCGCAAUCAGUCUUCUUGAUGACAUGGUCAUUGUUGUCAAUUUCAAUGGGUGUUUGUGGAGGACUCGCUUUGCUUGGCUCAGAUUUAGACUCUGUAUCAAUGGGUUGCAUCGUGAUGGCUAUUGGACUGGCUGUCGACUACUCGAUUCACAUUUGCUAUCGAUACCAUCGAUCAGAGGAGAGGAGAGCAAAUGACAAGGUGAAAGACACUCUCACCUCCGUGGGCUGGCCAGUGUGUCAAGCAGUCGGCUCAACCCUUUCAGCCACAAUUGUUCUCGUAUUUGUGCCCGCUUAUCUUAUUCGAGUAUUUUUCCAAACAGUCUACCUAGUUUGUAUCAUUGGUCUUGCUCACUCACUUGUCCUUCUUCCACAAUUGAUUUCAAUGCUUGACCCAUGUGAACGAGUUCCGUUAAGAUUGAGAGCUCACGAGAGCAAACAA